This is a messenger RNA of Pseudozyma flocculosa PF-1, 1812 nucleotides long. RefSeq lists its product as uncharacterized. Gene Ontology annotation, cellular component: fungal-type vacuole membrane. Bases 1 to 1812 code for a protein of 603 amino acids. Gene Ontology annotation, biological process: dephosphorylation. Lineage: Eukaryota; Fungi; Basidiomycota; Ustilaginomycetes; Ustilaginales; Ustilaginaceae. Gene Ontology annotation, molecular function: alkaline phosphatase activity. The record is from RefSeq and is a predicted model, not a curated record. The transcript has 2 exons.
AUGAAGCUCUCCGGCGUCUUUGUGCACCUCUCGACGCUGCUCGUCGUGGCGCUCGCCAUCGAGGCGGCGCCCAACAGUGGCAAGAACUCGAAGCGCGCCUCGGGCCCCAACGUCAUCCAGCUCAUCUCGGACGGCUUUGGCCCGGCCUCGGAGACCUUCACGCGCUCCUACCUCCAGUCCAAGGACAAGACCAACUGGACCGUCGAGCUGCCCCUCGACAAGUUCCUCGUCGGCAACGUCCGCACCCGCUCCACCGACUCGCUCGUCACCGACUCGGCUGCCAGCGCCACCGCCUACUCGUGCGGCCUCAAGUCGGUCAACGCCUACAUCGGUGUCGACACCGAGAAGAAGCCCUGCGGCACCGUCCUCGAGGCGGCCAAGGCCAAGGGCUACAACGUCGCCCUCGUCUCGACCUCGCGCAUCACCCACGCCACCCCCGCCUCGUACUCGGCCCACGUCGACGACCGUGACGCCGAGGACGAGAUCGCCAACCAGCAGAUUGGCAACUACCUCCUCGGAAAGCAGGUCGACAUUCUCUGGGGUGGAGGACGCCGCCACUUCCUUCCCAACACCACCAGCCCCGGUAUCCGCACCGACGGCAAGGACCUCGUCGCCCAGGCCAAGUCCGAGGGCUGGACCUACGUCUCCAACAAGAUGGAGUUCGACACCUUCCAGGGCGGCAAGAACGUCAGCUUCCCCUCGCUCGGCCUCUUCACCGCCUCGCACAUGUCGUACGAGAUUGACAGGAACGCCACCGAGGAGCCCUCGCUCAAGGAGAUGGCCCUCACCGCCCUCACGGCCCUUGCCCAGGCCGACGCGCCCUACUUUAUCAUGAUCGAGGGCGCCCGUAUCGACCACGCCGCCCACAACAACGACCCCAUCGGCCACGUCCACGACAUCCUCGCCUACAACGAGAUGGUCGAGGCCGUCACCGAGUGGAUGGACGAGCAGGCCAAGCAGGACGCCGAGGACGAGACCGUCCUCUUCUCGGUUGCCGACCACGAGUGCGGCGGCCUCACCCUCGGCCUCGAGAGGCGCGAGGACGAGGAGGCCUUCUACGGCUGGUUCCCCGACGUGCUGUUCAACGCCACCCACUCGACCGAGUACCUCGCCGGCCAGAUCGGCAAGUACAUGAAGGCCAACAACAUCACCACCGGCACCCCGGCCCUGUUUGACUACAUCAAGAACGAGGUCGUCAUCAAGUCGCUCGGCGUCGCCGACGUCCAGGACGACGAGGUGCAGCGCGCCGUCGACCUGGCCGCCCUCGGCUCCGACGCCGCCGUCCCGCUGACCGUGUGGCUCUCGUCGAUCCUCAACUGGCGCGCCCACCUCGGCUGGUCGACGACGGGCCACAGCGGCGUCGACGUCAACCUCUACUUCCACGAGUCGCCGCUGGCGUCCAAGAACAAGAAGAAGGUCUCGGCCUACCGCUCGCGCCGCGACAGCGUCACGGGCUCGCACGAGAACACGUGGAUCGGCCAGUGGAUCGCAAAGUACCUCGACCUCGACCUGCAGUCGAUCACCAAGAAGCUCAACAACGGCUCCGACUACAGCUGGGCCAACAACUGGUCCGACCGCCUCAACACCUUCACCGAGAACCUCGAGCACUACCACGGCGGCCUCGCCCGCGUCAUCCCGCCCAACCCGGCCUCGGUCGAGGCCAUUGGCAAGGGAAAGCGCUCCGAGCUCGCCAGCCUGCCCGAGUCGUACCUCGAGAACGAGCACAUCCUCCGCUCCAUCCACGGACCCAGGAAGCACCUCUCGACGGCCGAGGAGAGGAGCCACGCCAACGCCAGGCGCCAGGAGCUCUAG